Messenger RNA from Diutina rugosa, 6174 nucleotides. RefSeq lists its product as uncharacterized. The record is from RefSeq and is a predicted model, not a curated record. NCBI's taxonomy places the organism in Eukaryota, Fungi, Ascomycota, Pichiomycetes, Serinales, Debaryomycetaceae. The coding region runs from base 1 to 6174 and encodes 2057 amino acids. The transcript has a single exon.
AUGACGCUGGCCCUGCGCCAGUACGUGUAUAAUCCCAAGCCGCUGUACCACACAGGCCCCGUUAAGGCGACGCCGGCCCGGCGGGCGCUGCUGCUCACAGCGCAAUCGGCCAAACCGCCGCCGCGGCGCCGGUUGCUGAUCGACCACGCCCUCUCGUCGACGCAACAAGUGGAAGAAGAAGACGAAGACGAAGACUGUUUGGUGACCACUAAGACCACUAAGGUGUUGGACCAGUACGGGCGCACCCAGCUGAUCACGACCAAGACCAUCCGCACGUUGGCGGACGGGUCGCGCACCAUCGAGACCACCACCCGCAAUAUCAGCCGCCUGGGCCUGCGCCUGAACUCGUUGCGGACGGGGCUGUUGUUGCUGAACCAGGUGCAGCCGCAGCCGCUCAACUUGGACAAGAUCGACGAGGAUUUGCAGGACUUUGACUACAACUACUUGGACGAGAACCAGCCGCUCCAGCUCAACCAGCACCACCCUACCAAGCGCGAGCAGCAGCAGCAGCCGUACGUGCUGCCGCCGCUUAAGCCCGUCGACGUGCGCACGAACUCGCUCCUGAGCUCGCUGUCACAACCCAAAUUACGCCUGAUCCUCAAGAACACCCAGCGCCCUCCUCUAGCGGACGAGGCGACGAGAAUUGAGGUGAUUAAUGACGCUGACAUCGAACUCGAGCCCCACCCCUACCAGAACUUGAAACAGACUCCCAAGCUGCCGCCGCUUCUGCCGCCUCAGGUGCAACAGCUGGAGUUUGUCACCAUGGAGCGCCUCUCGUCGCCCGGCGGCUCCAUCAAGUUCAACAAUAUGGUUGAGACCCACCACUACUAUGACGCGCUGAAGAAGCUGCGCACGCUGCCGCAACAACCGCAACCAGGUAAGCGUGGUACUAAUAAGGAAGCCCUCGGCGCUCUGCUGACGGCGCCGCCGCUGGCCGACUUCUACGCCGCCGCUUUGGAAGCGGCUCACCGCAAGGUCUACGGUGACCGUGACCCUAACCAGGUUGCCGCCGCCGGCGCCGCUGGUGGCGCCGCUGGUGGCGCCGCGGUGGCGCUGCCUCCCAUCCCGCAAGAUAUCCAGGUGAAGCCGCUUGUGGUGCAAGAUGACGGGGUCCAGGCCAAUUACAACUACGAAAACCACCACAAGAGCUUUGUCGGCACGCUGUUGCGUGACGGGGUGCCGGCGCUGAAGCGCGAUCGCGAACGCGAGUUGGAGCGUGAGCGCAAGCGCCAGGCCAAGGAAGCUAAGGCUCAGGCUAAGGAAGCCAAGGCCCAAGCGAAGGACGCCGAAGGGAAGAAGGGUGUACUUGGUGGAUUGUUCAAGCGCCGCCGGGCCCUGGAGGAGGAGGAACUCGAGGUCGCCUCCCCAGAAGCCGCCCAGGCGCAGUUCACGCCGCCGCAAUCGCCCGGGUUCAUCGAGACCCACCAAGACGUGCAAAAGCUGAACCUGUUCAAGGACAAGUUGAAGCACGGUGGUCAGCGUAUUUUCGAGAAGUUUGAGGCCCCCGUUCAAGGUAAGCCUGAGGACUACGCCAAGGACACCGUGGCCGUGGGCGCCGUGGGUGCUACCGCUGCCGGCGCUAAUGGCGUCGGUGGUGUGGCCAAUGCCAAUGCCAACGUCAACUCCCCACCUGCCCAAGGCUUUGCCAUCAACAGCCGCGACGGCCGCUCGCUGUUUGAGCGCCGCCUGCUGGCCGAGCGCUUCGGCCCGCUGCUGGGUCCGGUUCUGUUGCCUCAACAACAACAACAGCAACAGCAAGUUCGCGCCCAGCCGGCGCAGGUUCUGGCGGUCGCCGUUCAGGAUACUGUGGUCAGUGCCGGUGGCGUCACUCAAGCCACCCGCACCGUCGUCGAAGAGCGUCUGCCCGCCGUACAACAGGCUGUGCACCAGGCCGCGUCCCGUCCUGUGGAAUCCAUGCCGAUCAUUGGUACCCCCACUGCGCCUAAGUUGACCAAGGACGAAGGCUUAAUUACCGAUGAACGCCAAAAGGCGCUUGGUCCCGCUUUCCAAGGUAAGAACCAACAACAACCGGCCACCACCACUGGAGCUGUCGUGGCUAACCCUGACGAGUACCAACACGGUGUUCAGGACGGAUUCCGUCGUGGUGAACAGCUUAAUGAACAAGACUACGAGCGAGGCUUGAACGCUGGCUACCAACAGGGUGAGGUUCGCAAUGAGCAGGACUAUGAGCGUGGUUUGAAUGCUGGUUAUGUCGCUGGUGAAGCUCGCAACGAGAAGGACUACCAGCGCGGUGUUCAUGACGCUCAACGCGAGGCUGAAUUGCGCCAACGCGAGCUCGAACUUCGCCAACGGGAAGCGGAACAAGCACGUCUCGAACAAGCUCGCAAGGCUGAACAGGCUAGAGAAGCACAACAACAAGCUGAGUACCAACGCGGGUUACAGUCCGAACACCUUAAUGAACAGGACUACCAGCGUGGUUUAGCUGCUGGUUUUGAACAGGGUGAAGCUCAAAAUGAGGCUGAGUAUGACCGUGGUUUAGCCGCGGGUAUCCAAGCGGGUGAAGCUCAAAGCGAGGCUGACUACCAACGUGGUAUUGUUGAGGGCCAAGCCGCUGGUCAAGCCCAACUUGACGCCGAUUACCAACGUGGCCUUGCUGCUGGUAGAGAGGCCGGUAAAGCGCAAGCGGAGGCCGACUACGAACGUGGUUUGCAAGCUGGUAGAGAAGCCGGUGCCGCUCAACUUGAACAGGAACGCCAACGUGAAAUUGAGGCUGAACAACAACGCCAGCGUGAGAUUGAAGCUGAACAGCAACGCCAGCGUGAAAUCGAAGCCGAGCAGGAACGUCAACGUGAACUUGAAGCCGAGCAGGAACGUCAACGUGAACUUGAAGCUCAACGGGCCAAGGAGCAGGCAUUGCAACGUGAACGCCAACGCGAACAGGAACAAAUUGCUUGGGCUCAGGCUGAACAAGCUCGUCAAGCUGACUACCAGCGUGGCUUGAAUGAUGGCUUGCAAACGGGUGAAAACGAGAACGAACAGGACUACGAACGUGGCUUGGAAGCUGGUUACGAACAAGGUGAAGUACUCAAUGAUGCCGACCACCAGCGUGGUUUGAAUGCUGGUUUCAAGCAAGGUGAAGUGAAGAACGAGCAAGACUACGACCGUGGUUUGGCUGCUGGAUUCCACCAGGGCGAAGUACAAAACGACCGUGACUUCGACCGCGGGUUGAACGCUGGCUACCAACAAGGUGAAGCUCAAAUCAAGCAGUCGCAAGCACUGUAUGAAGAAGAGUACCGCCAGGGGUACAAGGCCGGUUACAAGCGUGGUCUUGAACUACUCGACGAAGAAAAGGCGAAGGCUGCUCCCGCUGUGGCGACUGCCAACCUGACCUUGCCCACCACUUCCACCACUGCACCUACUGUUGUUCCUACUACUGGUAUUGUUGGUAAGUCUACUACUGCUACUACUGCGACUCCUGUGACUCCGCUGAAGCCACAACAGCCCGUAGUGGUGCAACGUACCGUCGUUGCCGCUGCCGCUGAGCGUCCCGAGAGCGGUGAGCUCGGGGUGAUUGACUCCUACGCCGUCACCCUGGACGAAGCCGCCUCUCCCGAUGCUGAACGCACUCCCUUGCAACGCAACAAGUCGCUGUCAUCGUACAAGCGGAUCCUGAAGUUGGGUGCGUUCUUCUCGCGCAACAAGUCUAAGGAUAAGGUCAAGGACAAGGAGGCUGAAGCGGCGGCCACUAAGCAACGGAAGGGGUCGCUGGACUCGCUGGCGACCGCUCCCAACUUCAGUGCUACUGCUCCCAACGCUAUUGGUACGGUAUUCGCUGGCGGGGCCACCUCGGCGAAGCUGGCUAACGUGCCUCAAGUUGCUCGCACGACUAAGCAAGACCCCGUCGAGAACACUGCGUUUGCCCUGUUGCCUCGUCUGAGCUCUACUAAUGUUCGCAACGCUGCUACCACUGGUACUGCUGCCAAUACCUCCAACUUCGAUAACUUGGAGACGGUGGAAGUGGGCGAGCUUGAUGGCGAACUGGAUGAAGAGUGGGGCACCCCGCCUCCCGAAUUGAAGGAGCCCGUGGACUUUCCCAUCGCUGCUGCUUCCACUAACAAGGAGAAGCUGAAGGCUCAGCUGGAAGCGUUGAUCACUGAACCGCAACACGCGUACUCGCAACACGCUCGCCAACCGGAACCUUUGCUUACUGACCGUCAAGCUGAACCAUUGAUCACUGACCGUAACGUGGGCGAAACGUACCCUGAACCGAGCUACUCGGUGUCAGAACCGUUGCGUGACGAAGACGAACUCAAUGAAGCCUACGACGACGCCUUUGACCGCACGCUGGACACUUCGAACUACCUGGCUGGUGACAACCGUGAACACGGUCUCCCUGUGGAACUGGUACAGCGGCUGGCGGGCGUCAACCCUGCUACCGACUCCAUCCCUGUUGUCGUGCCCCUUGACAGCCUGAAAGCUGCUCACGUCCAGGACCUCCCCGUGGUUAACCCUACGGGCGUUUCGGCUCCUACUCAACGUACGGUGGAACCGCUCAAUGACGACGUCGACCCUUCGAGCUACGCCCACACCAAGAUUGCGGUGCCCACGCUCGAAGACGUUGGCACCCCGGGCUUUGACAGUGCUGAAGCUAUCGACACCGGCCUGCUGUACUUUGCCGAGCUGAUCCGCAAGCCUAACACUGACGGCUACAACACCCACCUGGACCUGACCUACGACUACCUGAACUUGCCUGACCUGAGAUACGCGCUGAAGGCCGACAUGCCUGCUCCCAACAUCAUGAGCGAUGUUCCUGAGGACGUGGAGUCGCCGCAACACCUGCCGCGUGUGCCGAAGGACUUGGCCCUGGCAGCUGCUGCUGCUGCUCCCGCUGCUGCUGUGCGUGACGUUAACGUUAGAGAAGGUAACACUCCGAUCUACGCCAACGCUACCAAACAGCUGUCUAAGACUGCUACUGCUGCUAACACCACCACCCUGCCUAAGGUUACUCCUCUGCUGCCUAAGGCGACCUAUGUGGGCUCUGGCUCUACCCAACACCAGUUCACCACCCCCCACCACGUGAGCCACAAACAGCACGCGGGUCCCACCAUCAGUGCUCAGGCGAAAGCGGCGUCGCCCGAACCUCAAAACAUGACCCGUGGCGUGGAAGCGGCGUUUGCUAGAGGACUGCAUGCGUUGAACCACCAGCCCCAGCAACAACCGCAAGCCUACCAGACCACCUACCAAACCACCACCCACCAAAGAACCCGUCUGGGCGGCGGGUUUGCUCCCCCCAAGACGUCGCAAAACCGUGCUUCUCACGCGGCUAAGAAGCUGACGACGCUGCUGUUCUACGACGUCGACAACAUUGUUAGUGAUACUGAGGAUCGCGACUCACUUUUGGGUCGCCAGGCCGCUGCUAAGACUCGCUACUCCGGUGAGCUUGACCGCGAAGUGUUGAUUCAGCAAGAGGCGAGAGCCACUCAUGUGGUGACCAACGCUACUCCCGUGGCGAGCCCGUCGCUGCUGGCUCGUUUACAGCAGGAACGCACCCCGAUCGUCACCGACCUCGUUGAGCCGAAGCGGAAACUGUUGGACCCUAAGCGUGCCGACGCUACCGCUGCUAUUGGUACUACUGGUGCUGCUGCCACUGCUGCCUCGCCGCGUACGCCCCAGCUCCAACAAGGUGCUGGUUUCGGCACGUCUCCCUCGACGCAGCAACUGCCUCAAGGGCUUCCCUACGGGCAACAUACUCCCCGCGAGGCGCCCCACCUCGGCGGUGCUCCUCAAAAGCCGCUGGCAUCGGUGAACACCACCCCGAAGUCGCUUGUGGGAGCGCUGGCUCACACCACCCCUGCUAGUCCCCAAGUGAUCAACGCUGGUGGCUUUGGCUACUUAGCCGACACCGAGCCUCGCCCCAAGUUCCUGAACAACAGCGAGCACCUGACGCUGACCCACCUGGAGCAGCCCACCAACCUGACGGCGUUGACCAACCCCAACGAGUUCAUCCAGGAGGAGACGUACAUGACCGAGGAGACGGAGGUCAUCCCCCAGGCGCAGGCGGCGACUGGAGUGGCUCCCGCUCUGCCCUCGGCAGUAGCUAACGAGACUACCGUUAGUGAUGUCACCAUCGACGAUGGCCCGAAGAAGAAGAAGCGGGGUGGUAAGUUUAAGUCGAAGAUCAUGAAAUACUUCGUCAACCCACAAGUCGCUUAA